AUGAGAGAAGAGAGACGGCUGAGGAGUUCAAAUUUGGGUUUGGAUCUUCUGCUCUUCAUCAGGUGUGUAAUGAGUCACAACAUGAAGCAGAAACAAGAAGGACUCCAAGAGAAUGUAAAGAGUAGUCCUGUUCCAAGAAGAACUCUGAAGAUGAUUCAGCCUUCUACGGCUGGAUCUCUGGUUGGAAGAGAAAAUGAGUUGGUUAAAGGCUUGUCCAAACAGAAACAUUGGAAUGACCAGUUAAUAUCUAAGACUUCCAGCUCUGGAGUUGUUACUGACCCAGAACAUAGUAAAAAUAAAACUCUUGGAGGAGUCAGCCAAGAAGCAUUUGAUCUUAUGAUUACAGAAAAUCCAUCCCCUCAAUAUUGGAAAGAAGUGGCGGAAAAACGGAGGAAGGCUCUCUAUGAGGCCCUUAAGGAAAAUGAGAAACUCCAUAAGGAGAUUGAACAAAAGGACAAUGAAAUUGCCCGCCUGAAGGAGGAGAAUAAGGAACUGGCAGAAGUGGCAGAACAUGUCCAGUAUAUGGCAGAGAUGAUACAGAGGCUGAGUCAUGAACCUCUGGAUAACCUUGAAUCACCGUAUAGUCAGGAAUUUGAUCCUGAACAGGCAACUGCUGAGGAUUCUGAAUGA
Rangifer tarandus platyrhynchus (Svalbard reindeer) is the source of this 630-nucleotide messenger RNA. NCBI's taxonomy places the organism in Eukaryota, Metazoa, Chordata, Mammalia, Artiodactyla, Cervidae. The record is from the annotation of a GenBank genome assembly.